Molecule: messenger RNA, 2504 nt
Organism: Mobula hypostoma (lesser devil ray)
Lineage: Eukaryota; Metazoa; Chordata; Chondrichthyes; Myliobatiformes; Myliobatidae
Exons: 12
Coding region: 607-1977 (456 amino acids)
Source: RefSeq, a predicted model, not a curated record
UGUAGGUGAGAGUCGAGCUAUAGCCGGACAUCCGUGUGUGUGUGUGUUCCAAACUAAAGGGAUUAACCUCCCUAAAACAGACGUCGGUUACCAAGCCAACGGAUAAAUCCCGGCCGUGUAUAUAUAAUAAUUACGGAACAAUUCUCUUUACCGGCCAGUGAAAACUUUGAAGCGUAUUCUCCGUUGCAGCCGAUUCGUGUACACGCAACAGCUUUGCAUUGGGCGGUGGAAGGGAAUGAAUUCGAGGAACUUGGUGUGAUAGACUGUGUGGAAGACUUCAAAUUUGUUAAAUUCCAGCGUGUUACAGUAUAUUGCACUACUGUGAAGCGCCUGGAGACGUGUUACUAUUACAAGUGCUUAACUUCGUAUUUUAAAAUUGUAUCGUAAUGCUUUAAAGUACAUUGCACCGGAUGAAAAUUAUCGCUAGGACACCACCCUGGAAAUCAGUGGUUCAAGACGGUUCCCACCAGGGCAAAGGAAGAUUACUAAAACUUCGGGUGGCAGCGGUGCCCAUCCGCCCAAUGAUCUUUUAAAGUUUCAGUAUUUGCUUUGUACUAAACUUCAGUACAUACGAUUUGUUUCAUCUCCGGUUUGAAAUCUUAACUCAUGGCAUCUUAUAAAACUGAGAAAACCUGGGAUGACUUGCAAGAAAGUUUUAAUCGUAUCCGAAUGCAGCUUGGCCUUGUUCCCCAGCCAGGAUGGGAGAAUCCUGUGGCUAGUGACGUUCAUCAACGUGCUUUUUCAACGAGUCAGCAUGACAGACAGAAGGUGCACUCCCCAUCCAACCUGCCCAGAUUGUUGGUUACAUCUGAUGCAAUUCCCAACAGACCUAUUACUGAUCUACGACGGGGUCAUUGGGAGGUGGUUCCUUCAUUGUACAAUGUCAGUUUGAAGAGAGAAGAAGCGGCAAGUAAAACAAUGCAUAGCACCUUUCAGCAGCCAAUCAGUCCUCUAAAAUUCUCCUACAGUCCUCACGUAACUAUGACCUGCCUCACAGAUCGUCCUCUGCUGAAUGCAUCUUUUAAGAGACAAGGAGAUGAUAAAAUGUCAGUAAGAACUUGGAGUCCUAGCACAGGAUUUAAGUGGGAAUCUGCAGCCUAUCAUUUCUUCAAGGAAAACCAGCUGUUUGCCAGAAACUUUGUGGAUACAAUCAUCUUGGAGGUGAUUCAAGAUGAAUUGGUACCUGAUAUCUUAACAGAAGUGCUAUUGAAUGAUGACACUAAGUAUCAACCAGUAUAUGCAUCAAGUAUGAAGAAAUUCCUCAUUCGGAAUGAACAGCAACAAACAGCCCAAUUGAUUGCAUUUAAGCAACGACCAGCAGUGUUAAUAUUGGAAACACUCUUGGAGGAAGAAAUCAGUGACCUCACAAGAGCAUUGAUCAGAACUGUUUUAGAGGAGUUUGUUAACAUUCACCUGACCACUGCCAUCAUCAAUGAAUCUCUGACAGAACUCAUCAUGGAGACCAUUGAGCCAAUGGUGCCACAACUUGUGAAAGAAACAGUAAAUGAGAUGGUACUGGAGGAGAUCCUGCAGGAAGAUAUUGUUCCAGAUGUGUUAGAUGAAGAAAUGAGGAAUGUUGUGCUGCUACAACUAAGUGAACCUGUCACCGAAGUGUAUGAAGAGCAGUUGGAGGAGGUCAGAAUAUAUGCCAGCAAGAGACUGAUUGACAUGUUUGUUCUGGAGAUUCUCCUGAAGACUUUGGCAAAUAAAGGAAGAGCAUUCUCUGAAGAGGUUGAGUUGGACAGGCUGUCAGACAGUUCAAUGCUUGACAUCCUUUUAGGCCAGUACCUCAACAUCAGCCAAUACAGUUGUGCAGCCAUUGACAAUGUGGCACUGCGGGAUUACCAUUUGAAGGCUUUUACAGAUGUGGCACUGGAUGUGAUUCUGACGGAAAUGGGUGAACAUAUGGAUGAGGACAUGGCUGAUCUUUUCCAGUAUGAAAGACAAAUGGAAGAAGCAGACUCUAAUGUAGAGUAAUGAAAUUGGUGCCUUGGGCUGAUGAUGUUGUAUUCAUUCUAACUGUGGUUGCUUAUAUUCCAAUUUGCUGUACCAAAAGAAGAGAAACGUGUUUACCAUUGUAUCAUGUAACCUUAAACAUAUUAAGGAUCUUUAUAAAUUCUAUUUCUUAUUUUGAAAUGACAAUCUUACAUGAACAGUAGCUAUUAAGUUGGCCAGAGCUCAGGAACACUGUCCUGCUCUUUGAACACUUUGGUUUGAUCUAAAGUCCCUAUAUAAAAGAUUGCCAAUAAAGCAAUAAUCAUUCCUUAAAUGGACAUUCAUCUUUAUUUAUGGAAGAGUCAUUUAACAAAGGAUUUUCUCACUUCAGAAGUUUCUUGGGAAAUUGUCUUGCACUGAAGGCCCUCACAAUGAGGUAUUCACAAGGAUAUAAAUGUCUAGCACCAUUCCUUCUCCACAGGCAGACAAUUUCCAUUCCACCACAGUUAUAGACUUUAAAAAUGGCUGUCCUCAUUGUUACGUUUAGUAAUUGUGGCUUCUAUUUUGAG